GACAACACAUAGCUAGUAUUAGCUCUCAGAUGUACACCACUGCUAGCUUGUCAGUAACAUAACUUCCCUUAUUUUGUUUUGACUGCUGCAAGACAUUUGAUCCCCCUUCUUGAUAAGCACGAGCUAUACACUGUUUUGUUCUUUAUUUGAAGACGUUUGUCUCGUGGAUAGAUGCACCACAGGCUAACAUUAGCAGGCUAAUGGAAGUCAGAUUAGCCAUGUCAACAUACAUGACAUCUUUUUGAAUUGGUGGCAACUUAAGUCCAUUUCUCUGGAGUCGUUUAUGCUAUAUGUGUUUAAUGAGCCAAGUAUUUGAUGCACGUCUAGGAAACUACUGAGUUUCUUGGCUUGACUUGUUGUCCGAUGUUAGCCGAAGCCUUUCUCAAUGAAAGACUUCACGUGUCUCAUUAUGAGACCUUGACAUGACUGACUACAACCCUUUGCUGUCACUAUAACGUCAACGAGUGAAUAAUAGUUUGAAUGAGUUGACAGUGGAUUUGGUCAAACUAUUGUUUGGUUUGCUGUCAUCUUACAUACGACACAUCAUUGACCUUUUCAUCGUCGUGACAUGGCGAGGCGAACUUAAGUUGAUAACGUGCGAACAAAGUUGUCCUGGGUGCAAAAGUUGAGCUGUUGGUUAGGAGCGGCUUGCCAUGCCCCUCGUUCACUGCUUUCACAGCCACGAACAAAAGUUUGCCGGGCUCUCAGAUGUGUCCAUAUCUGAGGACAUUCCGGUAGAAGGAGAUAUUGCCGUGCCGGUGUCAUCCCGGGGGACCGAGGAUGAAUUCUCCACUCUGGACGAGCCGGUCAAAGACACCAUUUUGAGAGAUUUGAAAGCUGUGGGGAACAAGUUUGUUCACGUCAUGUAUCCCAAGAAGAGCUCAGCCCUUCUGCGCGACUGGGACCUCUGGGGACCUUUGCUACUGUGCGUUACACUUGCUCUGCUGUUGCAGGGAGGCUCUGCCGACAGCAAAGACGACGGGGGGCCUCAGUUUGCUGAAGUGUUCGUCAUCAUCUGGUUCGGUUCUGUCAUCAUCACCCUCAACUCCAAGCUUCUUGGAGGCACCAUCUCCUUCUUCCAGAGUCUGUGUGUACUGGGCUACUGCAUCCUGCCUCUGACGGUAGCCAUGCUGGUGUGUCGGCUGGUGCUGCUGCUGGUGUCAUCUGGCACCGCCGGCUUCAUCGUCCGCCUCAUCAUCGUCACGGCCUCCUUUGGCUGGUCCACCUUCGCUUCCACAGCCUUCUUGGCGGACAGCCAGCCAGCCAAUCGUAAAGCUCUGGUGGUGUAUCCCGUCUUCCUCUUCUACUUUGUGAUUGGGUGGAUGAUCCUGACUUUCUCGCCGUCCUCAUAAAAAGGCAUGGACCGAAAUUUGGAGUGUGUGUGUGUAUGCGUGUACUGUACAUGCAUACAUACUCCACAACAUGCAACGUUCCAUGGACUCUCUGUCCGCUCUGGCGGAACCUCUCUAACCUCCCCCCUUGCCAACAGCACCACCACUUACAAACACACCCCUUCUUCCAAAUAGCGCCCCCCCCAUCGGUCGGUGGGAGUGUGACCCGCUGACCGUCAUGGGUCUGGCCAGAGGUGGUUGACGGGAGGAGGGGGUUUCUUUUUGGACUUGAAGAGGAACAUUUGAGGAGGGUUUCUCACUCGGUCUUCCCAGGUUUGGGGAAGGGGAAUGCGGGGUAACAAACUGACUGGUCGACCGACAACCAACCAACCAACCAAACGGCUGGUCGGCCGUGGUUCAUCCAGCCUCACAGACUAAAAUCCCUCUUGAAUGUCAUUCCUGCUAGUCUCUCUAUCCAGCUCUCCUCAGCUUUGCUUCAUUGCAGUUAUGGUUAAGCUAAUGCAGGGUAGGGAUGUUACCCAUGGAGGUGAACACUGCUCCUGUGUCUUUGAAGGGAUUUUUUUUUUUUUUUUUUUUUUUCAAUUACCUUUUUUUUUUUUUGGAAAGCAUCCUUAUCGACGUCCUUAUCUAAUUCAAUCAUAGAUAAUGUCAGGGCACAUUUCUGUGAUGUGUAAAUUCGCUGCAGGUGUUAGGUGCUUUCUAAAUUUGUGUGUGUGUGUGUGCGCGUGUGCAUGUGAGCGUGAACUGUAGUAUGUGUGUGUUGUGUGCUUGUGGGUGGCAGUCGGGUGAACUUGGCGGUAUGCCGCCCCUGCAUUCUGAAGGAAGAGACCCCCCAAUGAGUUCUUCUCCUUGAGAGAAUUAUAAAAUGGAUUAUUGAUUUGAGAAACACGCGCUCACACACACAUACACACACACACACACACACACAUUCAGACUAAUCACAGAGAAACACUAGACUAGUUCAGGUCGUACUGAGCGUUAAGCAUGGCUUAAAAACACACCACAUGCUCCUCUGCAAUUGCACAUCUCCCACUGUCUCAUGUAUUGAUUGAUUGUGUGUGUGCGUGUGUGCG
This is a messenger RNA of Engraulis encrasicolus (European anchovy), 2425 nucleotides long. RefSeq names its product Yip1 domain family, member 6 (gene yipf6). NCBI's taxonomy places the organism in Eukaryota, Metazoa, Chordata, Actinopteri, Clupeiformes, Engraulidae. Gene Ontology annotation, cellular component: membrane; trans-Golgi network. The coding region runs from base 654 to 1352 and encodes 232 amino acids. The record is from RefSeq and is a predicted model, not a curated record. The transcript has 7 exons. Gene Ontology annotation, biological process: endoplasmic reticulum to Golgi vesicle-mediated transport.